ACGGAAGCGGUUCUGAUGUAAAAUAAGGCAAAAAUAACCCGGUUAAGCGAGCGCGUUGGCGCGCGCCGCCGUCGCGAGGCGACUCCAGCGCUCGUGCCGAGUGGUCAAAGUUCAACCGGAAGUGACCGGAACGCGGCGUUUUUACUUAAAAUGUAUUUUUUUAAAAACCUCCCCGUGACCGCCCGUCACAAAGCAAGGGGAGAACAAACACCCGGUUGACGGGCUCCGGUUACCGGAGAGGGAUGACGUCACCCCGUUACGAACACGUCGGGGUCGCUCGUGCGCGGAAAAAAAACAAAACUUUAAUUUAGCGCGUUUCUUGGGGAAAGCGGGGAGGGGGGGACCCUGCCCGCGCAUGCGCAGUGGGCCGACGCGGAUAUAAGGAUUGGCGCCGGCGCCACCACAGCUGAUGCAUUCAUUCCCUGAUCACCGAGGAGCGAGGACCCCCCUGACCCCCCAGAGCAUAAAUUCACUCGACACGAUGUCCAGACGAAGCGGUCGCAUCACUUUGCAAACCAGAGAUUCGAACACACUCGAGCCGACCAAAGCCCCGCUGAAGAGGAGGAAACCAGAGCCCUCAAAGAAUAAGCUACAACCUGCUGCCAAGAAACAAAGCUAUGAAAUACAGACGUGUUGGUCGGAGGACGGAGCGAGUCCGUGCGUCCUCAUGGAAACUCCCCACAAAGAGCUGGAACCUGCAGACCCGUCCAGCUUCAAGCAGUACAGUUUCAAGAACCUUUUCAUCAAGUCCUCCCCCAUCCCCCGCCUCAGUUGGGCCAGCUCGGACGACGUGUGGAUCAAAAUGCUCAACAAGGAGCUGAAGUACGUCCACGACAAGAGUUACCUGCAGCGGCACCCCAAGCUGCAGCCCAAGAUGAGGGCCAUCCUGCUGGACUGGCUGCUGGAGGUGUGCGAGGUGUACUCGCUCCACCGGCAGACGGCCUACCUCGCUCAGGACUUCUUCGACCGCUUCAUGCUGACUCAGGAGAACGUCAACAAAGAUUACCUGCAGCUCAUCGGGAUCUCGGCGCUCUUCAUCGCGGCCAAGAUAGAGGAAAUCUACCCUCCUAAGAUCACAGACUUCGCCUACGUCACGGACGGAGCCUGUGACAUCUGGGACAUCCAGCGCACCGAGCUUCACAUCCUGAAGGCGUUGAACUGGAGCCUCUGCCCCGAGACGGCCAUCUCCUGGCUGAAGCUGUACGCUCAGGUCCACGCCCAGACGGACCAAGAGAACUUCCUGGUGCCUCAGUUCUCCCAGGAGACGUACAUCCAGAUCACACAGCUGUUGGACCUGUGCAUGCUGGACAUCAACUCACUGGACUACAACUACAGCGUUCUGGCUGCAGCCGCCUUCUGCCACUUCUCCUCCUUUGACGUCGUUCAGGAAGUCUCCGGUCUGACGUGGGACGCCGUGUCUCCGUGCGUCCGCUGGAUGAGCCCCUUCAUGGACGUCCUGCGCUCUCAAGCCGCCCCUCAACUCAAGAGCUUCCCCAAAGUGAAAGCUGACGCCCGACACAACAUUCAGACCCACGUGUCGUACCUGGACCUGCUGAGUAAAUCUCAGGACCAUCAGCUCGACAGCCUCGACUGUCAGCUGUCGCCGGUCGCUUUUGGAACGAUCCUGACUCCGCCCAGCAGCGCGGAGAAACCGGCCAAUCACUGAACAGCUACCUCUCCCUCGGGCGGUGUGACCCCUCGGACCGCGUCGCCACAUUUCAUGUAGCACGAUUUUAUUUAUUUUUCAGGAAACACUAAAUCAGGAAGCGCUUCCUGGUGUUUUUUUUUUUUUUCAUUUUGUUUCUAGAAAACGUUCCUUUUUUAAAAAAAACAACAAAAAAAAACUUUCCAGACUAAGUAGUUUAAUGUGGCGGCAGCAGAGUCCACCUGUCACGUUGCUGCUGCUUCUUCUCUGUUAUUCUAAUUUAAUUACGUCUUUGUUUGAGAAGAAGCCGAACAUUUCACGCCUUUUUUUUUAAUUUUAAUUUUUAAUUUCUUGUCUGUCCGAUUUUCCAAUUUUAUUCCACUCAAGUUUAAAGUUCACGUUUAAUUCUCCGCUGGGUUAAAUUGCCAUUAAAAUGUCUGUAAACAGCAGGUCAGUGUUUCUGCUUCGGGAGCCUCGACGGACCAAAACAACAUCCAGAAACCUGCAGGAGUGUUUGAACGCACCCCGAUCUGCCCCUCUUUCCAUUUUAUUUUUAAUCUUUGUUAUAGUUGCAACAUUGUUGCACAUUGUUACAUUCCUGGGAAACUUGACAUAAAUGUAAGUGCUUGUAUUUAUUGAUAAGCCUUAGUGUGUACAAACUAAACGUGUGUGUGUGUGUGUGUGUGUAUAUGUACAAACAAAUCUUUCAGUGAUGAAUGAGCUCAGUUUGAUUGCUGCCGAAUGCAAAAGCUAUUUAUGAUUGUUGCUCUUGUUGAACACUUCCGAGUGCCUUUUUAAAAUAAUAAAAAUGAACUGCGCGGCUCCUCAACCUGCGACUCGGCAGUGAACCAACAUGUGACCUGGACGCAGAUGUCAACCAAUGUAUGUUUGUGUAAAUAGAGCAAUUCAAAAAUGUGUCAUUUCUUUUAUAUUGGAAUGUUUUAAAUAAAUGAAGUCAAAUUACA
Messenger RNA from Cyclopterus lumpus (lumpfish), 2610 nucleotides. It is a transcript of the gene ccne2, whose product is annotated as cyclin E2. Lineage: Eukaryota; Metazoa; Chordata; Actinopteri; Perciformes; Cyclopteridae. Gene Ontology annotation, molecular function: cyclin-dependent protein serine/threonine kinase regulator activity. The transcript has 12 exons. Gene Ontology annotation, biological process: regulation of cyclin-dependent protein serine/threonine kinase activity; G1/S transition of mitotic cell cycle. Gene Ontology annotation, cellular component: cyclin E1-CDK2 complex; centrosome; cyclin E2-CDK2 complex. The record is from RefSeq and is a predicted model, not a curated record. The coding region runs from base 410 to 1666 and encodes 418 amino acids.